AUGACACUCUUUGCUAUUCAAACAACUGGUCGCGCUGUGCUGCGACGUCCAUAUUUUCCAAGUCAUCGGAAACAAAUAAACUUCACUUCGAAGAGACACAACUCCAACAACUCUACCCCUGUACCUCAUUCGAAUCCCUCCCCAGAGAGCUCUCCGAAUGGCACUGCGAUUCCUAUUCCUGCGACUAUCGCGAAUGUGCCAAUAUGGCAACGACUUGGUCCUUUGACUCGAUCAUUUCAGGCAUACGGUCGAUCGCAACGGAAGCGUCCUUAUACUACACAAUUCUGCAGUUCGUUGGUAAUAUAUUUCCUUGGGGACCUGUCGGCGCAAAGCAUCUGCGGAGAUGAUUAUGAUUGGAAGCGUACGUUGAGGGCAUUGUUUAUCAGCAUGGGAAGCAGUAUUCCGUCUUACAAAUGGUUUAUGUUUCUCUCCAACAACUUUAACUACUCCUCGAAAGCCAUUUCCCUCGCUACGAAAGUCGGUGUCAAUCAAAUGUUCUUUACUCCUAUAUUUAAUACGUAUUUCUUCGGCAUGCAAUCACUUUUGUCUGGAGACAGUUUACCGGAUGUCGUCGAGCGUGUGAAGAGGACUGUUCCAACCAGUAUGAUGAACAGUAUUAAACUAUGGCCCGCGGUCACAGCAAUCAGUUUCGCAUGGAUUCCACAAGAACAUAGAAGCAUAUUCGCUGGGGUAAUUGCGAUUGGAUGGCAAACUUAUUUAAGUUUUUUGAACAGACGAGUAGAGGGUGAGAUGGCCGGAGGUAUCGAAAAUACACAGAAAGAAGUUGUCAAGGCUCCUACGUCGAAAUUAUCAAAGGAUAUCGCAAUUAGAAAGGAGUCCACCAAAGAGGCCCAGGAGCAGAAGGCCGAGGCUUGA
Messenger RNA from Botrytis deweyae, 876 nucleotides. RefSeq lists its product as uncharacterized. The record is from RefSeq and is a predicted model, not a curated record. NCBI's taxonomy places the organism in Eukaryota, Fungi, Ascomycota, Leotiomycetes, Helotiales, Sclerotiniaceae. The transcript has 2 exons. Gene Ontology annotation, cellular component: cytoplasm; membrane; mitochondrion. Bases 1 to 876 code for a protein of 291 amino acids.